Molecule: messenger RNA, 1603 nt
Organism: Bombus pascuorum
Lineage: Eukaryota; Metazoa; Arthropoda; Insecta; Hymenoptera; Apidae
Exons: 3
Coding region: 804-1574 (256 amino acids)
Biological process (GO): detection of chemical stimulus involved in sensory perception of smell; sensory perception of smell
Cellular component (GO): plasma membrane
Molecular function (GO): olfactory receptor activity; odorant binding
Source: RefSeq, a predicted model, not a curated record
UACAGAAUUUUACAAAAUUACACUACUUAUCGAAUAGAUACUUUGGUAGUUAUAUACUCUCAUAAGAGUUCUCUUAUCGGAAGAAACAAAACUCUAUUAUGAACGAAUUCCAUAAACAAUUGAAGAAUUCAAUAAGGUGAUUAAAAAAUUGAAACGUGUAUAAAACUUACAUUUUCUACAAGUGAUACCAAAGCUUCUUCCGUUGGUAUUUUCGUCAUUGCUCCCAGUUAGUCAUCUUAACAUUCCUAAAAAAAUAUGAUAUACAAUAUUAUGUUGUUUGUUUUAAAAUGACAACAAAAUGAUGACAUUAGUAUAGUUAAUAUAAUAGACACUCGUUCUUCUAUUACAUAAUAUAGAAGAUCGUAAGAUUUUUUAUUUUAUACCAAUUCUGGAUAUUAUAUUCGUCCCAUAAAGAAAUUUCUUCGACAACAUUAACUUUCAGUAAUAAUUGUAAUUAUUGAUGAAUUAUUACCACCCCGAAAUUAAAUUUUUUUAUUUGCAAAUUUUGAUGCACAUCCAUAAAGGGGAAAUAGUAUGGAUUAACAACGUUGCAAAAACGCGAACAUCCCCAGUUUUCCUUUCAUUUCCACGAAUGUUGGAAGUAGUUAUGAGUAAUUACAGAAGAAUACUCGUAAUAGCCAAAAUUAGACGCAAAGUUGAGAAAGACAUUCAACUAUAUAUUCACGAAUAAUUGAUAUCAUAAUCAGCAUUCUGACUGAGCAAGGCGACAUGCGCUGAGAAAAACGUCGAGAUAGUUUUUUAUCGUGAGAACAGGUGGUUCAUUUACGAGAAAAGAGGCUCCUAUGGAUAUCCAACGAGAUAGAGAUAUAGAUUUAAACUAUGUGUACGGUUGGAACUACAAUAUGCUGAGGUUUAUUGGUAUUUGGCCGGAAGAGAGGAAAUGGAAUCGAUCUUCCAGUUACUUCGUUCUGUUGCCGUGUAUCGUGAUGGUGUGCUUCAUUUGUGCUCCACAAACCAUUAAUCUUCCGAUAAUCGCGGGUGACUCUGAUCUGGUGAUCGAGAAUCUAUCGACUAACAUUACUAUCACGAUUUCGCUUAUGAAGACUAUGGCUGUUUGGAUCAAAGGCAAACCAUUGAAGUCUUUGCUGAGAUGCAUGGCCAAUGACUGGGAUACAGUGACGAACAAUGCCGACCGAGAAAAAAUGGUGAACAUCGCGAAUAUCACUAAAAAGAUUACGAUAAGAAGCAUACUGCUGGCCAACAUCGUAGUUGUAGCUUUUUUGCCUGCACGAUUGUCUAGCAUGAUAUACAACGACAAAGAACUGUUUUACCGUGGUUAUUACCCCUACAAUACUACAAUCAGUCCAAAUUUCGAAUUGACACUAAUCGGUCAGUUGAUGGCUGCUCUUUAUACAGCCAUAACCUAUACAACGGUAGAUACAUUUGUCGUCCUGUUGAUUUUUCACGUUUGUGGACAACUUUCGAUACUGAGAGACGAUAUUAGGAAAAUUCAUUCGUAUGAUAACAAAAAUGUAGAACUAAAAUUACAGAAGAUCGUCCAAAAGCAUGUAUAUAUUAAUAGGUUUGUAUUAGAAAAAAUCGUUUUUUGUUGACUAUCGCAAGAAAGAUUGAAGAAGCACAG